UAGCACGCAGACGCAUUUCAUCGGUGUUUGAUUAUUCUAGACUAGAUUUCGUGCUAGACAGUUCUAUCGGAGUUUACACGAAUUUAGAAUGAUUUAUUUUCUGUAGAUAUAAACUUACAAUUCAUUCCACAAAUUGUGGCAUUUGGCAGGAUGUCAGGAUGGCAAGUGGCCCUGGCUUGCCAGACAGCCUGGUGCUGGAGAUCUUCUUGCAUCUUCCUCACAAGGCGGUGCUGAGCGCUGGCCUUACAUGUCGUCAGUGGUUCGCUGUAUCACGAGAUGAGUUUCUCUGGAGGGAGCUCUUCUACAACUACUACCGCAUCCCACGCUCUGUGCCCAGGCACCCAGCGGCUUUGUCAUGGUACAGGGAGUUUAAGCGGUUGUAUGACUGUAUCCCCUGUGUGGAGGUUCAGACUUUAAAGGAACAUCAUGACCAGGUCUUACAUCUGGCCUUCUCUCACCGUGGGCACCGCUUCUCCUCCUGUUCCAAAGACUGCACUGUUAAGCUGUGGGACACAGAGCGUCCAGAUGGCACCAUCUCUUUGGUUCACAGUUCCAGCAUGCGGCAUUUUAACUGGGGCUACACUCAGUUCUCCCAGUUUAAUGCUGAUGACACACUCCUGCUGGUCUCAGGGGUUUACCUGGGCCCACAUCACUCCUCCUCCGGAGAGAUCGCAGUCAUUAGUUUGGAGAACUACACCCUGCUGUCUCGUGUGAGAAAUAAGCCCUACGAUGUGUUCGGCUGCUGGCUGAAUGAGACUCAUCUCAUCUCUGGUAACUUGCAUUGGAUUGGCAACAUGACCUCCUGCACUGUGCUUUGGCUCAACAAAGCCUUCCAGGACAUUGAGUCAGAAAAUGUGAAUGUGGUGAAGCGUCUCUUUAAGAUCCAAAACAUUAAUGCCAGCACCAUCCGCACAGUGAUGGUCGCCCACUGUCGUCGUCAUGAUUCACCGGACCUGCUUCUGGACUACGAAGCUCAAUCACAGGCUCAGGCCCAGCAGACACAACAGCACCAGCCUUUGCUCUUUGAUCUGGGGAGCACAGACAGUGAAGAGGAGGAGGAUGAAGAUGAUGAGGAUUAUGUGGAUGAGGAGCGAAAAGACAAGAGAGUCUCUGCACAUCUGCCCUCAUUUAACCCUUCUGGAUUGCAGCAUGUUAUACACGGACGUAAGAACACCGCAGCCCAUGAGCGUGAGUUAGAGGCGCAUGUGGCAAAGCUAAUGGGCAGCAGGCGCACCAAAGCUCCCGAUCCAAACCUGGUGUCUCCAUCUGCUCCUGGAGGAGAAGAAGAAAAGACCUACCUCCUCUUCACCACAGGCAGCCUCACCUACUCCCCUCACCAAAUAGGUAUUAAGCGUAUAAUGCCUGAACAGAUGACGACUUGUGGGCCCGUCUUGGGAGAGGAGCGCAGCACAGAGGAGUUCUUUGACUCGCUGGAUCAUGUGAUCGACAUACAUGGUCACAUCAUUGGCAUGGGACUGUCACCUGACCACAGGUACUUGUAUGUGAACAGUCGAGCGUGGCCAACAGGCUGUGUGAUAUCAGACCCUAUGUCCCCUCCACCUAUCGCAGAAGAGAUCGACCUGCACGUGAUAGAUCUGAAGAGUCUAAGAGAGGAGCGCCGCAGCCUUCGAGCCCACCGGGCUUUCACUCCGAAUGACGAAUGCUUCUUCAUCUUCCUCGAUGUCAGCAGGGAUUUUGUUGCCAGUGGAGCGGAGGACAAGCACGGUUACAUCUGGGACCGGCACUACAACAUCUGCCUGGCGCGUCUGCAGCACGACGACGUGGUCAACUCUGUAGCCUUCAGCCCAGCGGACCAGGAGCUGUUGCUGUCUGCCAGCGACGAUUCCACCAUUAAAGUAUGGCGCUCACCACGCAUGGUGCGACUAGGACAGAGCCCACAGCGGUCUCACAGGGCUCGAAAACUUCUCUCCUCCCUGUUCGGCCACAGAAGUGCUCAUUUGAACGGUAAGCCUUGACCUGAUCACAUGACAAAAAAGGCUUUGUCAUGGAGGCUGUGAAUUAAGACACUCCAUGGGACAUUAAUGAGGUAAAAAAACUUGAAACGUUUGACUUGACUUCCACAUGGGUCUGUACGUGUGUUUCUAAUGGACCUCCAGUAGGAUGCACCACAGCCACACAAAUCAUAAGCUUAUGGAAAUUGCACUUCUGUUUAUUUGUUUACAGCAGAAGACUGAGAAUUUGUGGAAAAACCUUAAGUUAAUGAAUAUGAUAUUCAUCCUUAUGUGUCACGUGUAUUUUAUGUCCAUGUAACACAGAUAUGGAAAAUGAUGUGCCACCAGUGCACAUCUGUACAUCAUUUAUUUGGGGAAAGGGUGUGUGGCAUUUUUGGCUCUUGGUUUUCAGAUAUCUGGACCUAGUAUUUGUUUUUUGAACUAGAACAAACAGAACAUGUAUGGUCAGGAUAUUUAAUGGCAAGGAAAUCAAAGCUUUGCUAAAACUGUGCAACACGGUUGUGAUUGUUGUUUUAUCUAUAGUCCUAUAAACAGUACUUCAUUUACCUGUGUCAUCAUAUGAUGUUCUUUACCAUAUAGCAUACACAUUCAGCAAAGGUGCUCAUUCUUAACAACCUUGGAUGUCAUGAGGAAGAGAAUAAGAGAGUUCUCCAAGCCUUAUAUUAUGUCUAUUUGUGAAGCUCAGAUGUAAUAUCUGUUACUUGUUUGUUAUGGAGUAUAACCUUCUUUUGGCUUUCUUAAGAUUUUAUUUGUGCACAUCAGGCAAUUUUAUUUGAUGGACCACAGUGCCCAGCAAAAAGUGUAGUUGUGAGUGGAUCAUUAGCAGUUAAAUGGACCUGGUUUUCUUGGUCUUCUCUUUUGACUUUGUUGCUUUUUGGCCCAGUUGCUCUUUGCCACGUUAGAUCUUGUAUUGUGGUGUAAAAUCGGUUUUACUUAUUAAACUCUUUUUCUUUUACCUAA
Molecule: messenger RNA, 2933 nt
Organism: Paramisgurnus dabryanus
Lineage: Eukaryota; Metazoa; Chordata; Actinopteri; Cypriniformes; Cobitidae
Gene: fbxw5
Product: F-box and WD repeat domain containing 5
Biological process (GO): protein ubiquitination
Cellular component (GO): Cul4-RING E3 ubiquitin ligase complex; SCF ubiquitin ligase complex
Molecular function (GO): protein binding
Source: RefSeq, a predicted model, not a curated record